UGUAGAUGGCAGGCACAAGCAACGCAGAUCAUUAAGCUUAAGCUUCCAUGGCCAAGAUCCAGCUCUUUCUUUUUGAGUUGCUGGAAAUAAUAGCAGUUACAACUCUCUUCUUUCUUGUCCCGCCCUCAUCUUCUGGAGACACAAUGAUCCAGAACAGUUCCCUUGUGAAUGGCCAGACUUUGAGAUCGACAGGAGAGUUGUUCCAACUGGGCUUCUUCAAUCUAGAUAAUACUUCGGCGAAGGGAUACUUAGGAAUCUGGUACUGCAAUUUCACACCGCAAGAAGGCAUUGCAGUAUGGAUUGCCAAUCGGUACAAUUCUGUCAACACAUCCAUGGCAUCCUUCAACCUCACUUCCGAUGGAAAUCUAAUCUUAUUUGAGGGAGACAGAAAUGUUUGGUCCACAGGAACGAGAUCCACAGGAGUCAAUUCUUCACGCUUGCAGCUUUUAGAAUCCGGAAACCUCGUGCUGAAGGACAGCAACUCGAUUCUAUGGCAGACCUUCGAUCACCCAAGCGACGACAGCGACACGUAUCUCCCUGGCAUGAAGGUCGGAUUUGACUUCCAGACCAACACUUCAUGGCGGCGAAUGUCAUGGAAAAACUCCACGGAUCCUUCUCCAGGAGACUACAUCCACAUGAUUCGUGCUCUACCUAUACCGGAUUUGGUCACGUUGAAGGGAUCCGCCAAAUACCAUCGCAGCAGCCUAUGGAACGGAAAUGUGUUCGCCGGCCAUCUAUCGAUGCCACGCAGCCAGGUGGCCAACUCAGUAUAUGCCACGUUUGUGUCCAACGAGAAUGAGACCUACUUUAUGUCUCGUUACACAGCCUCGCCAACGCCAGUGCUGGCGCGGUCAGUGUUGUGGGCCAAUGGAUCCCUCCAGCGUUGGUUUCUUGUCAGGGGUGGCAAUAGAGAGUGGCAAUUUCUGUGGUCGUUUCCGGCGGACGAGUGCGAUAAGUACAAUCACUGCGGCCGCAACAGACUGUGCACCAAUAAAUACGUUGUUGUCGAGUGCCAGUGCUUGAACGGGUUCGUAAAUAUUACGGAGAAUGGAAGAGAGGCCGGAUGCGAGAGGAAGAAGCCUUUGAAUUGCUCGUCGAACCAAUUUUCCAAGGUGCAGAACGUGAAGGUGCCCGACACUGAGAACGCUACACCACGAGGCAACAUGAGUCUCGAUGACUGCAAGAAUUUGUGCUUAAAUAAUUGCUCCUGCGUGGCGUAUGCGGUGAUCAUCGGGUCUUAUGGAUGCAUAACUUGGCCUGGUGAUCUGUUGGAUCUCAGAACUUUUGUCGAUGAAGGAGAUGAUUUAUACGUUCGGCUUGCAGGAGAAUUGGAUCAACGAAGAAAAAGCAACAACACUGGGAGAAGAAUUCUAUUUAUUGUCAUCUCUAUUGCUGCAGCACUGUUAUUCCUUUGUGCCAUUUUUAUUUACUGUCGAAGAACAAAAGCAACAACACAAAGACAGAAACGACAUGCAGACCAUAAAGAUCAACUUGAAAUAAGAGGUGCAGAAUCUCUAUUGUUUGAUUUGGAAGCUAUUAGGACAGCUACGGAUAACUUCUCUGAUAGAAACAAGCUAGGAGAAGGAGGAUUUGGGCCUGUUUAUAAGGGAACACUGGAGAAUGGAGAGCAUGUAGCAGUAAAAAGACUUUCAGGAAGCUCAGCACAAGGACUAGAUGAGUUUAAAAAUGAAGUGUUUCUAGUUGCCAAACUUCAACAUAGAAACCUCGUGAAGCUGUUGGGCUGUUGCUUAGAAUCAGAGGAGAAACUACUCGUUUAUAAUUACCUUGCUAAUACAAGUCUUGACAAGUUUUUGUUUGAUAAUUCAAAGAGAAAGCAGUUGGAUUGGGCAACAAGGUUUAAGAUCAUUGAGGGCAUUAGUCGAGGACUUAUUUAUCUUCAUGAAGAUUCACCACUAAAGAUCAUUCACCGGGACUUAAAAGCUAGUAACAUCUUGUUAGAUGCAAACAUGGAUCCCAAAAUUUCAGAUUUCGGUCUUGCGAAGCUUUUUGGUGCAGACGAAACCCAAGGAAACACUAAAAGAAUUGCCGGAACAUUCAGUGGAUAUAUGGCACCGGAAUAUGCCAUUCAUGGGCUCUUCUCAAUUAAAUCAGAUGUGUAUAGCUAUGGUGUGUUAGUCUUAGAGAUUCUAACUGGUCAGAAGAAUAGUCGUCACCGAGGAUACGAAUAUCCAAUGGAACUUGUCACUCAUGUGGUCUGGCGCCAUUGGACCCAAGGAAGUGCCCUGCAAGUGAUUGAUCAAGAGCUAGUUGAACAAUGUCAUGCUCAGCAAAUAUUAAGGUGCAUACAUAUAGGGUUACUAUGCGUACAAGAAGAUCCAACUCAAAGACCCACCAUGGCCAAUGUUGUUCUGAUGCUCAACAGCCACUUUGUCGACCUUCCUAUUCCUUCAGUACCAGCAUUUCUUAGCAACUAUAAUACUACCGGUGAAUCAAAUGACAUUCCAAGGAGACAAAACUCUAGCGGAAGUAUGGGAAUUCUAAUGAAAAUUUCUAAAAAUGAUGUUUCAAUCUCAGAGUUGGAGCCUAGAUAGUAGGAAAGUUCACUUCAUGUUUAUAUAUAUGUGAGUUUUGAUUGAACUUCCAAUAUUAUGUUUGAAGUUUAUGCCUAUAUAUGUAAAGUUUAACUGAAUGUUUAGAAUAAGGUUUA
Zingiber officinale is the source of this 2668-nucleotide messenger RNA. Its product is annotated as G-type lectin S-receptor-like serine/threonine-protein kinase RKS1. Bases 48 to 2552 code for a protein of 834 amino acids. NCBI's taxonomy places the organism in Eukaryota, Viridiplantae, Streptophyta, Magnoliopsida, Zingiberales, Zingiberaceae. Gene Ontology annotation, biological process: recognition of pollen; protein phosphorylation. The transcript has 8 exons. Gene Ontology annotation, molecular function: protein serine/threonine kinase activity; ATP binding. The record is from RefSeq and is a predicted model, not a curated record.